This is a messenger RNA of Ruditapes philippinarum (Manila clam), 5852 nucleotides long. RefSeq lists its product as uncharacterized. Lineage: Eukaryota; Metazoa; Mollusca; Bivalvia; Venerida; Veneridae. Gene Ontology annotation, cellular component: membrane; cell surface. The record is from RefSeq and is a predicted model, not a curated record. The transcript is spliced from 8 exons. The coding region runs from base 147 to 1427 and encodes 426 amino acids. Gene Ontology annotation, biological process: cell migration.
UUAUGUUCUAUUAAUGGCUGAAUUAAGUAGUUCCUAAAUUGCUGGUAAAACAAGAAAAUAAUUUGUGAAGUGUUAUAUCGAAGUGUGAGCCUCUUACAAGGAGAUAUAAAAUUAAAUAACUGUAUAAACUUAAAGACAAAUUUGUGAUGCGGCGUAUUUUAUAUAUUUUAGGAGUGUGUGUGCUCCUAUUAGCCGUGGAAACAGGGGCAGCGAAAAACAACCAAAAGAAUUUCCUUGACUUUUCGAAUUUAUGGGGUAAAAAUGAUGAUGCAGCACCGGCUUCCGGGACAAAUGCUGAUUUUACCUUAGAUACUGAAGGGAGUGGCCUUGAUGAAAAUGUUGAGGUUGACAACACACAUACUGAUGAUGAAGACUUUGACGUGGAAGCAUCUGGUGAUGAUGACACUGAAGUUAAGGUACAUGUAACAACAGAAUCACCAGUUACAGAUGAUUAUUAUUACAACAACAAGAAAGGGACGUCAGAUGACGAAGAUGAUGAUUUGGAAGGAAGUGGAAGUGGAGAUGGUAUUGAAAUUGACCCAAUUGUGCCAGUGACAGUUAAAACUGUGAUGGUGAAUAACAAUCCAACAACGACCAGUAAGCAGCUGACGGCAUGUGAGAACUUGAGAAACACGGCUGUACAGGCAACAUCGGUCUUUAAGCCAGAGUGUGAUACUGAUGGAGAGUUUAAGAAACGUCAGUGUAUGAUAGAUGCAGGAAAUAAACAGAAGAACUGUUGGUGUGUUGAUCCUCAAGGUAUAGAAAUUACCGGAACACGUAUGACCGGAACCGGAAUGCCAGAUUGUAGUUUUGGGGAGAAUUUGAGUACAUGUGUAUUUCAACUGGUUCAGAACAGUCAGGGACUGCUGGGUGCUUACAAACCAAAGUGUACUCUUGAAGGAGAAUAUGAGCAGAUACAAUGCCAGGGAUCUGAAUGCUGGUGUGUGGAUGCUGUUGGUAAUGAAAUCAUUGGAACAAUAAAAAACAAACCGGAAAUACCGGAUUGUCCAUCAGCAACAACACCGAAGGCUGCUGAGAAGCCAAUUAUACCAGAUAAAGUCAAGCCUUUACCAGAAGCUGAAAAUCCUGGCUAUGAUAUACACGACAACAGUAAAGAAGAUAUUUCAAAUGUUGUAGUAAAAAUACCAGAAUCUGAAGAAACUGAUGUAGAAGAGUUAGAGGAAGAGACAAACUAUGUUGACGGGUCAUAUGCAACAAUGAAACGUGGUGAAACCGUCUUAUCACAGCCAGGCCUUCUUGCAGCAAUCAUUGGAGGAGCAGUUGUUGGACUUCUAUGCAUGGUCCUCCUUGUUAUGUUUGUUGUUUACCGCAUGAGGAAAAAGGACGAGGGAAGUUAUCCCCUAGACGAGCAGAAGUACCAGAAUUACUCGUAUACGAAAGCCCCUGAUAAAGAGUUUUACGCCUGAGAGAUGAAGAGGGCUGUUCUAGCUGAACACAAUAUGUUCUAUAUGUUAUCUAUGUGUUAAUUCAGAGAAAAUCUUCGGGUCAACUCAAAUGUGAUAUUUAUAUAUGUCAGGAAUCAUUUUGUCUAAAUCGGGUUUUUAUCGCAAAAUUUUUAUUUUACGUGCUAUUAUAAUUUAACAAAACUGUAGAUAAGUACGUAGACACUUGCAAGAUUAUUUUCAUCAAAUGAUAGGAAAGAUUUAUUUUCAAAGAUUCUAAGUGCUUUAUGAAAUUUUUAAUUUAUUUUUUAGCUCUAGAUCCUUAUUUUUAUUUUCUCCUGUUUUCUUCGGUCUACGUUCUGUGAAUAAGUACUUUCUUAUUUGUAAAAUUGUGUUUUAUUAUGAAUGCUUGGGUAAAUAUGCUACAUUUGAGGUGAGUUGAAAGCUUUUCAAAGAAAAAUAAAUGUAUAUGAACAAAUUGUAAUACAGUACAUGUAGUAUAAUACAUGUCUGCCUGCAGUGUGCGUGUAGACAACACAAAAAUACUGGGUGCCAGUUACCUCCCUUAUUCUGUGCACAUGCCUCUGAUAUGAACUAUUUUUAGUAGGAAAUCGCUACCACAAAUCAUGAAUAAAAAACAUCAAAAUUUCACAUUUUUGAAAGAUGAAUGUGUUUUAAAAAAAAAAAAGUUUUUCUCUUAUUUUACCUAAGAUUUUCAGAUCAAAAUUCAUUUGAUCUAUAUGGUAAUUUCUGUUGAGGCAUGUGCAUAGUGUACGGGAACUGUUACAAAUUAUAUAAGUAAAGAUAGCACAGCAUAUGUGAUACCUCCAUAUAGAUAGAAAUGGCCAGGGGGGGGUGUUAGGGGCUCAUUUUAUUUGGUUCAGUUACUAUGGAAAUUGCUCUAUUUUAUGUACUUUCGUGAUUAACAAAGGUUGUGUGAUUGAGGUUGAACAUUUUAUUUACACAGUUAAUCAGUCUGAUACAAGUAUUUUGUGGAUAGAUUUAUGAGCCACCAAUUUACUUGUAAUUAUUCUUUUCGAUUUUUGACGAUAGAAUUUCGCUCAUGUAUCAGUAAGGCAAAUACAUUGUUACUACAUUGAUUUUUAGAGUGUAACUUCGAUUUUUGGACUGUAACUUUUAUAUUUAUUGUUAAACAUGAUAUUUUAAAAAAAAUUGAAUUGUGUCUGGUAUUACAUAAAGCAGCAUUUUACCAUAGUUAUCACAUCCGAUUAAGAGGAACAGAUCUGAUAUUUCUGGGACAUUCAUAUUUUGUCCUUCGCAUGUGUAAGCCCCUGGCCCCCCCAAAAUGGGCACAAAUCCGAGCUGGUCAGUAGAUGAAACUUGUGUUUUCUUGUAUAUGUAUAGUUCUCAUUCAAAGUUGAUCAUGUGACUUCAUAGAAACAGUAUAUAGCCCAGAGUUGACACACAUUCCAAUCAUUGAUGUCAUCUACUGUGUUGCCAUGGAAACAAAAUCGUUCAUUAGUUGCUUGAACAGUUUUGUUUUCAUGACAUCAUAAUUUGACCUUAACAAAUGGGUCACAUGAUAUUUUUCUGACUUUUUAAGAAAAAGUGGUAUUAUGUGAGAGGGGAAAAAAAAUUAAAAUUUGAGAUAUUGAAAAAAAAAAAUAGAAAUGUCUUGUUGUUUUAUUUUAUCAGUGAUGUAUGAAAUUAUGUAUUUAGAAAUAGUGUUAGUGAAUCAUGAACUGUAAUUCUUUUAUAUAUACAUGUUAAAUGUUGGAGAAGUUUAUUGAUGUAGAAACUGCUUUAACAAAACUAGAGAACUCUUGCUUCUCUAGAUGAUCCCACCUUGGUUUUAUUAUCAAAAUCAUGUAAUUAAUUGAGUGAUGUUGCGCUGAAAACAUAGUAGAAUUUCGCAGAUACUUUAUUGUCUUUUUGCAUUAAUUUAUUCUAAAACAAAAAUUUAACUUAUUUUUUAGGUCAAAUUGGAAUGAUAAUGAAGUUCUGGUAACUAUACCUAUCCUGUUUUUACAUGAAGAAUAAAAUAACUAUUUUUUCAGAAAUCAAUAUUUAUUAUGCUUGUUUGGUUAAGCUUUAAAAUUUCAAUAAAUCAGUUCCAAAAUAUAUUACUUUUUAUAUUUCCUUCUGCAAUAUUCUUUAAGCGUGUUUCAUGAACCUCAGUAUCAUUUUAUUUUGGAUUAUUUUUUAGCUGGUUAUAAUGUAUACAUUUUAUUUAAACAUUAAAGUAAUGAGAUACUUUUCCUUAUAUACAUGUAAUAAUUAUUGAAAAUUAUUGAGAAUUGAAUAUGAAUAAGGAGAUUGAAAUUGAUGUAUUGAAAAACAGAAAUUGUGUGAAUUUUUUUUUUGUGUAAUUAAAGACGGUGAGGCAUCACUCAAACAAUUACAGCACAUGUACAAUAAACUGUCAUGCUAUUGUUAACAGUAGAGGAUUUAGUUGUGCUACCUCUUUUGUUAUUGGUUACGAAAAGUUAAUAUUCUGUAUUUCUGGCUUCCUUUUAAACGACGCAUUGGUGAGGCACAUUCACAUGUUUUAUUCUUGAUGUUUGUCGGUCUGUCUGCCAUGAUUCAGGUCCUGGUUGAAAAUGGAACAACAGAAAGUUUAGAGAAAGAAUAGAACAUUUUUUUAAAUAUUUUUGAAUAUUCUUAGUAAGUUUUAUUUAGAAUAACUUAUAAUCAAGAAUGAAUGACAUUGGCAUGUCAACAAUUUAAUAAGUGAUAUGAAAUUGAUUUUUUUUUUUAUACAAUUUGGAAGAUUCUGACAGAAUUUCUGUAAUUUGAAACAAAAUAAAUGAAGGAUUUGGAAUUUAAUUUGAUAAAAGUAUGGUGUGUAAAUAAAACUAGUUGACACAAAGGGAAGGGAAUGUUUUUAGGUGAAAGAAGAUGUUGUCUCACGCGUGUAUAUAUAUAUUUCUAAGAAUGUGAUACAGACUUUUGGUGUCAAGUUUCGCAUUACGUCCUUGUUUCUGUGUCAAAGUACUCUUUAAUGACGUAAAGAAAAUGGGGAAAUAAAUGUAUGAAGUUUGUUAUAAAGAGUUGUGAAAGAGCAAUAUUGUAAUUAUCAAGGAAUAUUAAGAAUUGUUAAUUCUACAAGUGGAGUUUCAUCAUCUUACAUAUCUUCCUGUUGGGGAUACCCGUGAAAAGUGAUCACUUUAACAAGUGGUUUUAAUUUAGAGGGUUACCACCUACACAAGGAAGUGGGUUUGAUGUAUUUCGUCAUCGUUUUUAAGUUCAAAGAUAAGUAGAUGAUAAGUAUUUGAAAGUUCUUAUUAAUGAAUCAAGUGUUCAAUCCUAAAUCUUAAUCAAGUAUUUUUUUUUUAUUAAGUGUUAGUGUGAAUCAUGAGUCAAGUUGCUUUUUACCAGAAACAGGACAAAAUAAAUUGCUUUAGGAAAUUUUAUAAAGUGAGUCAUUGUAAUAAAUUGUUCAAUGAUUUUUGCUUAGAGAAUAAGAUUUGUUCCUAUUUUAAAAAUGUUGUUAGAAAUAGGAUUUUUGAUAUUUUUCAUUUUUUUUGUAUUUUUUUAUAUAAGCAUUUGACUUGAAGAUGUUAAUGCAAAAUAAUGAUAUACUAAUCAAGUGCAAUUUGGAAAUUAUUUAAAAAAAUAAAAUCAUGAAUGAGACUUCAGAAAUGAUAUUUUGUUUGAUUUCAGGAAUUUUGUAAUCAUUGAUACCUGGUUAAAUAUAUAUCAUGUUACAUGAAAAGAAAAAAAGAAAAGUUAAAUAUAUAUCAUGUUACGUGAAAAAAACAACAACAUAAACCAAAAUCUAUUUUUUAUGAAUAAUUUUUUUUUACCAUUUUCGUACUUUUCCAGCGAUUUUUGAAUCGGCAUUCAUUACUGAAUUAUGGUUCAAAUGUAAUUGUUUAAGCCUUUUUUAUGCUGGAAUCUUCCACAUCAGCUUAGAGCCCAGGCCAGUCUGCCCUUCACUACAGGCUCUAUACUGCUGGGUUUUUCAACUUUUUGAUAAUAUAAUAGAUAGUUUCAAAAUUAUAAGCUGGAGAUGUCCGAUUUAGGAUUAUUUUUCCAUCAGGAUAAGGGUUAAGUUCUGUUGUUUUAAUUUUUGUGUGUGUGUGAAAAUUGUAAAUAGCUUUAAUAUGUCAUGUUAAUCAUGUUAUUAAAUGUAUAGUUCUGUACAUAUUUUUGAAAAUGUUCGUUAUUUUACACAUAUUUCAUUAUCGCCAUCGUCCAUACGUAACUUGCCUUUGAUUAUUUCUAUAACAUCAUAAAAAGUUGGAUUUUAGACUUAAUUACAAAAGCUUUGCUCUUAUUCAUUAUCUGGUUUCUUUCUAGUUACUUUUUUUCCCACAAUGAAUAUUACAAAUAAUGUACAAGACGAACAAAUUCUUUUUUUUUUCAUGAUAUGAAUUCCUUUCCUUGUUUAUGGUUAGAAUAGUUUCAUGGAAGGAAUUAUUUCCCUUUUGUAUUCAUUAACAUAUCAUUUAUUUAAAGUUGGAUGAAACUCAUAAGAACGCUGUU